This is a messenger RNA of Pollicipes pollicipes, 755 nucleotides long. RefSeq lists its product as uncharacterized. The record is from RefSeq and is a predicted model, not a curated record. Lineage: Eukaryota; Metazoa; Arthropoda; Thecostraca; Pollicipedomorpha; Pollicipedidae. The transcript is spliced from 6 exons. The coding region runs from base 147 to 755 and encodes 202 amino acids.
GGCUGCAGGAGGACUCGGUCGCCGACCUGCUGGACGCCGAGCCCAGCGCCGACGCUCUCCACCGGCUGCUGGAGCGCACCCAGGGCCAGGGCCUCUCCUGCGGACCGUCGCAGAAUGGUCUGAGUGUGCAGCGUGGCCUGCAGGCAAUGUCGGCCGGCCAGCCUCUGGAGGCGCUCCACUGCCUGGCCGAGUGCCACUCCACCACGCUGCGCCACUACAUGAUCCUGAAGAGCUCCUGCCGACUGGCUCAAAUGGAGAUGAAGUCGGGCCGGCGGGUGGAGGACUGGCCGGCCGGCACGCAGGAGGCGCUGCUGGACGCGCGCCGCCGCCUGCUGCAGUACCGGCCGUCGCCGCGCCGCCGGGAGGAGAUGCUCGAGCUCAUCAGCCAGGUGCCGCCCGAUUGGACCGUGGUUCAGCUGACGGCGGUGCCGCGCGCGCGCACGCGGGUGGCGCGCCUGGAUACGCCCGAGCUGGUGGUGGCGCGCUUCGUCGGCGGCCGGCCCGACUCGCUGCUUCUGGCGCGUGUGCCGGCGCCGGCCGCCGACCACUGCAGCACGUUCCGCUCCGAGUUCGAGGCGAUUCUGGCCGACAACGCCUCCAUCCAGCGCAGCCUCUUCAACGAUCGCCAGAAGUACUGGACGCAGCGCGGCCUGCUCGACGACCGCAUGAAGGCGAUCGUGCGCAGCAUGGAGGUGGCCUGGUUGGGCCGCCAGGCGUACCUGGUGUCGGGCGAGCCCGUCUGCCCCCGACAGUGA